AUGGCGAGCCAGUCAGGUCCUAAUCUGGACCCCGUUUACUUCGGUGGCAUCGAAGUCGAUAUCAGCCAGUUCGAUUUCAGCGACCACUCAUCACGACUUGGUGCUGUUACAAUAACUUGCACCGUUUUUAUCGCCCUGGUCGUCUUGACUGUCGCUCUACGAAUCUUCUCUAGAGCAAGAUACGUUCGGCAUAUCUUCCUAGACGAUGUCCUCAUCAUCUUAGCCGCGGUCUUCACGGUCGCUCUAGCGGGAAUGUGCAUCGCAGCAACUCACCAUGGUCUUGGGCGACAUAUUUGGCUAUUGCCUAUACCGACGCUGUUUGACACACUGAAGAACUGUAUACUGUAUCUCUUCGUCUGCCAGGUGCUAUACUGCUUCGCUAUUGCGUUGACGAAACUCGCCAUCAUAUCACAGUACCUUCGCUUCAUCCCCGACAAAUCAUUCCGCGCAGCGUUGUACGGGAUAUCUGUGAUCAUCCUAGGUCUGUUCAUCACGGGAGUUUUUGUCACCAUCUUCCAGUGCCGUCCUGUCCGAGGAGCGUGGAACUUCACUAUUGAACCAGUGUGCGUGGACUACGUGACCUAUCUCUAUGCUAGCUCCGCUGUCAAUGUCGCGACGGAUAUCCUCCUCUUUGUGCUACCCUUAUCCCAUCUUUGGAAGUUGAACCUACCAAGAAAGCAACGAGUCAUUCUCUGUGUGCUUUUAGCAGGAGGUGCAAGCGCAUGCAUUGUAGGUAUUAUCCGCAUUGCCUAUCUACACCAGUUACGCGUCUUGGAUGUUACCUAUCAAAGCGUCGUAUGUCUUAUCCUGACAGUAGGAGAAUGCAGUUUAGGGAUCAUCUUCGUUAGCAUUGCUGCUCUUCGUCCGAUGGCACGGCAGUUCUUUCCAAAGGCAAUGCGAAACUCUCCUGCUUCGUCAGCUCAACCACGUGCAUGGCCCAUUCGCCUCCAGCAUAUACCUGCCAGUCAGGACAAGGACCAGUACACUUCAGAGAGCAAACAGAACCUUUCGGGGUCGUACGGGACGCGCUCGGGAACGUCUUGCUAG
Molecule: messenger RNA, 1047 nt
Organism: Alternaria arborescens
Lineage: Eukaryota; Fungi; Ascomycota; Dothideomycetes; Pleosporales; Pleosporaceae
Exons: 7
Coding region: 1-1047 (348 amino acids)
Source: RefSeq, a predicted model, not a curated record